This is a messenger RNA of Phytophthora sojae, 732 nucleotides long. RefSeq lists its product as hypothetical. The transcript is spliced from 2 exons. Lineage: Eukaryota; Oomycota; Peronosporomycetes; Peronosporales; Peronosporaceae. The coding region runs from base 1 to 732 and encodes 243 amino acids. The record is from RefSeq and is a predicted model, not a curated record.
AUGAACGCGGGCGAAGGCUAUCGCGGUGGAAUUCCGUUCCAGCCGCUGCAACUGACGUACGAGGAGCAGGAGCGAUGUCAAGAGCUGACGCUGCGGCUGCUGGACCGAACGCUGCGCAGCUACGACGAGCGGGAUGCCACCCCCCACGGGACGCCGCGCCACCAUUCCAACCUCGAUAGUACGCGCUGGAAGCGCCACAAGACACAGGAGAACGCGUCGCUAAUCCUGCUGCUACUCGCUGUGGGGAACAUCCAGGCCAGCUUGGAUGACGUCAUGUUCGGAUUGACGGUGCAGACGUUCGGGGACAUGCGCGUUCGAGCUGCGUCCAUUGCGUCGCAUGACGUGAGCGGUGCCACGUUAGCGAAACUGUCGGGCCCCAUGGAAGAGGACCCUUUUCAGAGUCUCAGCGUGAUGUGGAUGGUGGGCGAGCAGGGCUGGCCGCUGAGUAUGCUCGUGCGGCCCAGAGACUUUGUGAUAUUGUCGGCGUCGGGGAUUAUCACGCGUGCCAAUGGAGACCGGAUUGGGUAUGAUUUAAUACAGCCAGCUCAGUUGCCGCAGUUACCUGAGCUUCGGAAGCCCAUGACUCGAGGCAAGUUGAUGUACGGCGCGCUAUACCGAGAGCUGCAGGACGGAACUGUUGAUGUGUAUAUCCAGAUGUACGUGGAGACUAUGGGGCAUAUUCUGGAUACGAUCGUGAUGAACGCCAUGUGGAUUGGAGUGCUGGGCUUUUGA